CCAUAUCCACACAUACAUUGAAAUCUCUCUAUAAUCUCUUCAGUUAUUGAAAUUCACAGUCACAAUCUAGAUAGAAAAAGAUUAAUGGACUCACAAGACAAGCACGGCUCUCGUCCACACCACAACCCAUCCUCAUCGGAGCUAUUCUCGAGUGCAAAGCUGGUGGCAGAGGCAGCGAAGGCCACCUUCAGCCAUGAGACGGACAAGGUGGACAAGGCCAAGGUAGCUGGUGCUGCCGAGAACAUUCUUGGAGCCGUCUCUCACUAUGGCAAGUUUGACGACAAGGGAGUUGGAAAGUAUGUUGACAAAGCUGAAGAUUAUCUCCACAAAUACCACUCCUCUCACUCCUCCACCACAUCCACCACCACCACAGCUGCUGCCACUCAGCACCCGUCGUCGCACUCUGGCGGUGGUGAUGGCAAGUCUGAGAGUGGUGGUGGUGAUGGGAAGUCUGAGAGUGGUGGUGGUUAUGGUGAUUAUGUCAAGAUGGCUGAAGGCUUCUUCAAGUAACAUUAAGAUAAUAAUAGUCUAAUUUGUUAAAAUUAUGGUGGUUAUGUCUUUUCGAUUAAACUUCCCAUGUUAUUAUAUGUAUCUAUGUGUUAGAGAUCUGGCAAAUCUCAACAUUGUAUUUUUCUCUAAAGUUGUAUUCAAAUCGGUUAUUAUGUGAGAACUACGAGUAGCUCAUAUGGUACUCAUGUGUAUGAUAUCUCAUAAAGGUCUCGGUUCGAGCCUCCCAUCCCCUUCCCCUGUAUUCCAAAAUCGGUUGUUAUGUUAUAUAAAUAUGUUGUUUCAA
Tripterygium wilfordii is the source of this 793-nucleotide messenger RNA. RefSeq names its product nodulin-related protein 1. Gene Ontology annotation, biological process: response to heat; regulation of abscisic acid biosynthetic process. Bases 85 to 510 code for a protein of 141 amino acids. The record is from RefSeq and is a predicted model, not a curated record. NCBI's taxonomy places the organism in Eukaryota, Viridiplantae, Streptophyta, Magnoliopsida, Celastrales, Celastraceae. The transcript is spliced from 2 exons.